GACACUCAGCGUCAGCCGCAGCAACCGACUGGUGCACCCUCGGGCGGAAGCGGAACAGAACCGGCGCAGCCGCCAGGACGACAAGCGGAAGGACCCGCGGCCUCUACCGUUCAAGAGCUACAAGAAGCGCUCCAGCGCGUUCAUUUGGAGGGCGACGG
Amoebophrya sp. A120 is the source of this 158-nucleotide messenger RNA. The record is from the annotation of a GenBank genome assembly. Lineage: Eukaryota; Dinophyceae; Syndiniales; Amoebophryaceae.